Messenger RNA from Ixodes scapularis (black-legged tick), 2124 nucleotides. RefSeq names its product DAZ-associated protein 2. Bases 1259 to 1780 code for a protein of 173 amino acids. NCBI's taxonomy places the organism in Eukaryota, Metazoa, Arthropoda, Arachnida, Ixodida, Ixodidae. The transcript has 4 exons. The record is from RefSeq and is a predicted model, not a curated record.
CGAAGUCGUAUCCGCUCGUGCCAGCCUAGAGGCUAGAACACGCAUGGCAAUUUUAUGAUAGGGGAGACCACUGAUAGAGAUCAGUGGGGGAGACGAACCCGUUCGUAGUCGGUCCUUCGACGCCUCGUAAGUACGAUUCUGAGGAUUUUCACGCCAUUUUAAUUUCCGAUGCUGAUUCCACUCGCGUGUCAUAACUGAAUUCAGUUGCGUUGUUUGGACCCUCUACGAACUUUCCGUAGUCCCAUACGGCGUACAAGUUCGCCGGCCCGGACCAGGGUCGUAGACAGGGGUGCCGGCUAUAGCGCCACUAUCAAAGUUGGAACGGCGGGAGAACUGCUGGCCUCAAAGGAAAGGCUGUGCGAGCUCCUUCCUCUGGGCCAGCUCUCGUGCACUAAGGGCAGCUGCCAACGUUAUGAGCUCGUGCUUCUAGCUUUCUCUGCGGUACGGGCUCGUUGCUCUUCGGCGCGUGCAGCGUGCUCUGGCUGCGCGUGCACGCUCAAGACACCGGAGAUUUCGUGAAGGACGACCACGCGAUUCCCCGGGGAGGCUCCCAGUAUAACAGCUGUCGCUGUAACAAACACUUUUUAAACACGCGUGCUCCCGAUCAACGCUAGAAAAUAUAUUAGGACAAACAAUAGGUGUAACAUGCAAAUUCGGGCAUUAACGCACAAUACUGCAAUAGUACCGCCCUCAACUUGACUAGUUUCAGUUUCGUUUUAGAGCCUCGCUAGUCCAUAGUGGCCAGCACGCCAGUACUACGCGUUGAUGUGAGCACUCUGCCGGGCACCGUUAGAUUUGGUGACUCAAACGUGGGCUCAAAUCAGCUGCUUUGUUGUUUCUUCCAUGUUUGGAAACAUGAAUUUUACCCUCAAGUCACAGCCAUUAUUUAUGCGCGUUUCUAUCCAGUUGAAGUGUUGCGCGUUGCAGCGGCAAAACUGGUGCUGGAUCGGCUGGAUCGUGUCAUCGCCACCGUCACGUAAAUCAAGGAGAAUGAACUCGUCAUCGAGUCGGAUGGGUGUCUAUUAGCGAGUGACAAGGAAACAGAAACGUGGUAACGUUCUCUUUUUCAGCGGCGAGACAGGCAGGCAGGCUUGAGCGGACCCAGCAUUGAGCUCACCACGAAUUGUGUAGUCAAACGGAUCGACGAUAAGCUACGUCGCAGAGGGGCAGAGGUGCUAAAGGUCUCGGAGUCGCGUUCCGCCCUAGGUCUGUCGAAGGUCCCCGCGAUCGAGGAAAGGCUUCCAAGGCAGCGCAGAGAAUGAGCAGCUAUCCAGGACCCCACAAAGAGGGGCUCCCCAUGUACCCGGGGGCAUCUGCGCCAGCCUACCCCGGAGACCCCCCUCCUCCGUACACAGCCCCGUAUCCCGCCCCGUACCCGGCGGGUGGCUUCCCCGCGUCGCACAGCCUGCCCUCUGGGGGAGGCUAUUGGCCCCAGCCGCAGACGACGCAGCCGAUGGACCACGCGGCCAAGAUGUACCCGGCCCCGGGGCAAGGCUACGGGCAGGCCCCGCCGGCCCCUCCCCAGUAUGCGGGCGCCUCCUACCCGCAGCAGCCCGUCGUGCCUCAGGCGAAUCAGACGACCGUCUACCACGUGCCCGACGCCUUCGACGCGGGCGCAAGGUUUUCUGCCAACACCCCGGCCAGCAUUCCCCCUCCACCCCCGGGAGUGAUGCCCAAUGCAGCUCAGCUUGCGGCCAUGCAAGGAAAUCAGGUGGUCUUGGGGCAGAAGAAGUCCACCUUCCUCAGUGGAACUGGUGGAGCAGGCUAUACCUUUUGGUGAACCCCAACCACUGGGACCACAAUAAAGCUGAGAGGAAUAAUAUAACCAGAACAGGACAGGACAUUUGUCGAUGAAUGUGCCACCACUCCCAUUGUUUAAUUUUGAGGUAUACUAUAUGUGUGUCUUGCUGUCAAUUCAAACAAGUACUGUUUUCAAGCUUGAUCCUUUAAUUCUGCUUAUUUACAGGCAGUUUUGUUGUAGUAGUGCAUGCAGCUAACGUGACCAAGUACUCAGUCUUCGAUGCCAAUUCCCUUCCAUGAUAAUAUAAUUGUGCACUCGUUGCUUUUACACUCGCUCUGUAUAUCGUAAGUUGAACCAAUGAAUAAAAGAGAUGUUAGAAUGAA